AUGAUGACCCGAAGAAGAAUUCCUGGACAGACAAAAUUUACUCUCCAUAAAGAUGAUCAAGAGAGAGACGAAGUGCAACCUGUUGUUCAGAAAUACACCACCACUACGAACAAUCCUAAAACAACAACAACAUCAACAACAGCAACUAGUACCCCUUCUUUGAAGAACAAUAAGGUCUCGGCUGAGACUUCCUCAACAACAUCUUCAACUUUGGAAUCUCUCCUCCAACAACAACACACGGAAAUAUUAUCUCAAAUUAAUUUUGCAAUGAAUGCUUAUGGCUCUUCAUUGAAUGUCAUGAAAGAGCACUUUAUGAGCAUGUUGAAUUCAUGGAAUGAAUCCCAUGAAACCUUUCGAAAAACCAUGAUUGAAUUGGAAAAGGAAAGAAUGAAAACUUUGGAUCUGAUCUUGAAGCACUCAACAGCUGCUCAAUCCGUUUGGUCUGGCACAGCCACAACAGCCAACUUUGCUCCAACUUCCUCAUCACCAUCACAAACAGCUACUCUGCAAGAGAACGAGAAGAAGGCAUCUUCGGAGCCAAAGGCUGCCUCUCAACAUCAUCCUAACAGCAAGGACAAACAAACCAAACAAACUCCGACAAAAACCAAAUCAUCACAAACUACGACUGCCGUGCAAAAUACCAAAGAUGCUUCAACUGUAACUACUGCCUCAACAACCUCAACUAGUACCACACAAACCACGGAACCAUCUCCUGCCACUACUAAUAGUAAGAAUGCAAAAGCUAAGAAAGGUGCUGUUGCCAAAAAUAAUACUACUUCUGCUACCACCGCUGCUUCUACAAAUACCACCACAACAGCCCCAACAGCCACCACUAGUCCCACUACUAGUUCCAUCACAGAAAUUGUCAUUCCACCAACAAAACUCUUUUCACAGUCACACACAGAAGACAAGAGCCUUCGUAUCUUUCACUUGAGAGGAGAUUCCUCCGAAUCGAUUAAGGAAGCUGAAAAAGUGUUCAAAAAGCUCUCCCUUCAAAACCAAGUAUAUGCCUUAAAUAUUUUGUGGAAUGUAAAGGAAGAGAAAGCAACCACACGAGAAGAUAAUGAUACAACUCCAAUUGUACAAAUGAGAUAUAUUGUUUUGUGUGACGCUACCACUAUUUACCUGUACAAGAUUGCAAGUAGAGCUGAAAUGCAACAAAAAAAUCUUCAAUAUCCCUUGCCUUUGAGCUUGAAAUUACUAUUAACAAACAACAGAUGCUUAAAGGUUGGAAGUGACAUUCUUGAGAAGGUCGGCUUUUUAUAUCAUAAUUUAAAUGAGAUCUAUGUCAAACCGGUGGCAGAGUUGUUUGAACUGCCUGCCAAGAAGCAAUGUACAACAUUUUUAGAGUUAUUGAGCUCUGAAUUGGAAGUGUCCACCCAAACUUUAAACAAGGAAUUGAAAUGGAAUGAUUUUUCUGUGGACUACUCACAAGUUUUAAGCGAUGCUCAGGCUAUCACUGAGGCCAAAAAAGUUUGGAUCCAAUACAAGGUGUUGGAAAAUUCCUUCGCAAACAAGAAACAAGACGGAGAAAAUUUACAUGCCUAUGCUUGCCGAGUGUUAAAUGUGCAAAAAUAA
This is a messenger RNA of Naegleria fowleri, 1578 nucleotides long. RefSeq lists its product as uncharacterized. The record is from RefSeq and is a predicted model, not a curated record. Gene Ontology annotation, molecular function: nucleic acid binding. Bases 1 to 1578 code for a protein of 525 amino acids. The transcript has a single exon. NCBI's taxonomy places the organism in Eukaryota, Heterolobosea, Eutetramitea, Acrasida, Naegleriidae.